UCCGUUGGCCAGCUCGAGCGCAGUCGCGCGCAUUCGUUCGUAGUCUCGCUGAUUGUUCAGGCAUCGUCGUUGAAGGACACAUUCUCAGCACGACCGGGUGUCUUCGAGGAUGCGGCAAAGGCAGCGCAACACCGUACGGCUUGUCCUUAUUUGGCUCGCCACAUUCAUAACGUUCGCCAUCGUUGGUAUCAGCCUUUCCAUCACCACCAACCCCAUCUACUUCUUGCUCGUCAUCGUCGGCGUCCUCAUGUCCACACUUGUCACUGAGUACUACCAGUCUGAGCAGAGCAGAGCGUCCGGGUCGGAGAACACCUGCGCACGUUUGUGUCGAGCCAGGCUGGAGACUCACUCGCCCGUCUACGUGGAAGAGAAGGCCACUUUCUACCCGCUCGUCCACGCCUUGCACAGUGCCCAUUCAGAGCCUUGCUUCUGUAAUACGGCCUGCAGCUCCUCCAGUAGUGUCUCUGCAGUACCGCUGCGAAGAUCCUGCUCGUCUCCGAGGGUUUACCAGCAGUGGGUCAACAACAGGAGCAGGGCUCCGACCGUGGAGUUUGCGCUGGAGCAUGUGAGAGCGGAUGACGUCUUGUGGGAUGAACCCCGCUGCGAGCAAGUUGAGAGCGUCAGCUACCACAAGCCUUACAUCUGUUACGGAACCCGUACAUUCGGCCUCUAUGUACAUGAUUCAAUUGGUAGUUCCCUUUCGUCAUCACAGAACAGGGUUGAGAAAGAUGAGAAAGAUGACAGAGGAGGGAAAGCCACUGAUGACAAACCACAGCCCAACGAGAAAACACGUCCAGCGGACACUGUCAUUGACAUGGCUGGCAUUGAAGAGUCCGAAGACUUCAAGCCCAGCGCUCCUCCACGGGAAGCGAUCGAGCAGGAAGACACCGACUCCAAGGAGAUCGAACCACGUCUUGCGCCGUUAAGAACAACAUCGUCACGUCAGACGAACGUUUCCUCGGGCUCCAGGAAAAAAGAGGGAGCAAACGGAAAACAGAAGCGCCGGCUGCUCUGGAACAUGUUCGCUCCGGGAGAAGACAAACCCGUGCUGAAAGACGUGCGGAGCGAUGUGUCCAGCUCUAGUGGACCGUCGGUCGAAGAACCGGCGCUGACGCGACCCAACAGCAUCGCUAGCGCACCCGAGUAUCGCAAAGUGGUUGCCACCAUCCAGAAGAACAUUCGGGAAGGCCGCCGUCGAAAGGAUGGCGGGAAGGAGAACGCCGAGAGUGCUUCACUCAGUCGUGGGAAGGAACGUCCUGCGAGAGCGUCCUGGAGUAAGGGGCAGCAAGAAGUGAAGAGCUCAAGCAGAUCAACUUUGGAUUCUUCAGUCGAUGAUCUCGCGUUAGCAAGUCACAACCCUACGAUUCGAACGGCUCUGCCUGGUGCGACCGCAGUGGCAUCGUCGGAAAAGUGGCCGGAAAGCCCUAGGGAACGUUGGGAGUCUGAGGACCUAGCUCGUGCAUCACUCCAUAAGACGCUCGUUGGAGACCCCCGUCAGGAGAUGGCCGUGAUGGGGGAAGCGACGCCAGAGGAAGACGCCCCGAUCGAAUUCCUGAAGGAAGACUUGGUGGAAGCUCCUGAUGAAAACCCUCGACCCUUAAGCCCCAGCGCACUGCGCCAAAAGGGCAGCCAGACUUCUAUGAACGCCUUAACUUCAAUCGGUGGCAGCACCGGAGGAGGCCAGGCCUUUCAGCUACCUCCGUGGGUGAAGGCGGAGCACGUCGAGGUGACGGUCAUCAACAACCCCCAGCACGAACCCUCCUCGAGUCGCUUCCCGGCUUCAGAGAGCUCGCCGUCUGCUUCAAAGUCCGUGCAGGCCUCUUGUAAAACCUCAAAUGCCGCAGUCCAGAUCCAGGAGGACGGCGACGGGAAGGUCAAGGGCAAGAGAAAGUUUCGCUUCAUACCCCGCUUUCUCAAGAGGAGAUCCAAGAAGUACAAGCACCUCAAAUGAGGUGUGGUCUCAUAGUGAUGAUUCGUGGCGGUCGUCACUUGGCUACGCAAAAUGUUAAUGAUUGAAACGGACUUUAUAUAUGCGGGAUAUUAAAUCACAGAAGUAUCACUACAGCGUACUGUCCUGUGAAUCACA
Ornithodoros turicata is the source of this 2086-nucleotide messenger RNA. RefSeq lists its product as uncharacterized. The coding region runs from base 110 to 1951 and encodes 613 amino acids. The transcript has 5 exons. The record is from RefSeq and is a predicted model, not a curated record. NCBI's taxonomy places the organism in Eukaryota, Metazoa, Arthropoda, Arachnida, Ixodida, Argasidae.